GAAAAAUGAAAACAGAUGAGAAUCAGUCGCUGUUACCAGAGGGUCAACUUAAAUUAUGGCGGAAACUUUGCUUUGCGGUUGGAGGGUUACCAUUCCAGAUGACCAGCAAUAUCAUUGGAUUCUUUAUUUCUAUAUUCUUACUGGAGGUUGCGCAGGUUGACCCAUAUUCUAUCUCAAUUAUUGUACUCCUUGGUAAAGUAUGGGAUGCCUUUACAGACCCUCUCUGUGGUUUCUUAGUCAGUAGAACCAAUACAAGAUUUGGUCGCUACAGACCUUGGAUUUUAUUUUCUGCCCCAUUUGCAUGUGUUUCAUACCUGAUGUUAUGGUAUGUACCAGGGGUUAACAACUCAGGGAAGGUUGGAUGGUACUUGGUCUUCUACUGCCUUUUUAAUGGCUUUCUAUCAUGCCUUCAUGUUCCGUAUACAUCACUAACCAUGUGUCUCAGUGAUAAUAAGAAAGACAGGGACUCGGCCACUGCAUUGAGAAUGGGAGCUGAAAUAGGUGGUAUUGUGCUGGGGACUGCUAUACAGGGUGCACUGGUGAACAGAUACAGAGUGGCCUCAGAAUGUAGCUCUAAUGGUGGGACACCCACUGUUUCACCAGAACAACAACUGCUUCAGGAGAAGUCCUACAUACUGGCAGCCAUUAUAACAUGCUGUUUCUAUCUCAUCUGCUGUUGUCUUGUCUUCUUUGGAGUCAAAGAACAUAAAAGUAUAUCUGUAGAUGAAAAAGAGGAAGGUUUUCUCUCAGGGUUAAAGUUGGUGUUCACCCAUGGUCCAUAUGUUAAACUAACCGUGGCAUUCUUAUUUGUAUCUCUAGCAGUACAGGUGGUACAGGGCAACCUGGCUUUAUACUGCACACAUGCACUUAACCUUGGGAGUCACUUUGCAUUAGGAAUUCUUGUCUUAUUGCUUGUAGCUAUAGCAUGUAUGCCACUAUGGCAGAUCUGUAUCAGAAAGAUAGGCAAGAAAGCCACAUUUGCCUAUGGCAUGAUAAUCUUCAUUCCGCUGUUGUUUGUACAGCUAUUUGUUCCAGCAGGAAAUGUUGCAGUUUUUUAUGCAACCGUGGCAAUAGCUGGUACUGCCCUCUCUGUAGCAUUUUUAUUGCCAUGGUCAAUGCUGCCUGAUGUUCUCGAUGACUUUAUGUUGAAGACAAACACCAGGAAAGAUGCCCUUUUCUACUCUUUCUAUGUCUUCUUCAACAAGUUAGCUGUAGGGGUCUCACUGGGACUGUCACAACUAGCACUGGGUAUUGGUGGCUAUGUGACUGGGGCAUGUACACAACCAAAAUCGGUUGGCCUCACUCUGAGAUUAUUAGUCGCACCUCUACCAAUCGUCUUUAUCCUGAUUGGUCUUCUGGUUCUCUGGUCCUAUCCAAUUACAGAGGAGAGGAGACUCAGAACGCAACAAGAAUUAUAUGAAAGAUAUUGUGAAACUCAAAGUAGAAAAGUGGAGGUGGAGGAAUGCGCACAAUACAAUGCAGUCUCAGAAGAAGUCAAGAUAUAACAAUAGUUAUGCCCAGGGGUGUAGGCUGUGUGCUACACAUUUCAUAUUUAAAGGUCAAAAGUGCCCAUAAUUUAAUACCCAUAAGUGCCCAAAUCUUCCCUCAAAGAUCUGGUUGAGCAUAGGACUGUAAUACAUGGGUAUGGGCACAGAUCUUAUACCAUGGAUAAAGUGCACUGUAUUUUGCAUGUUGAAAUUAUCAACCGGUCCAUUAACUUUUUAAUAGACUAGCACGCCCUGUAUAGUAGUACAGUCCCCUCUCACAGAUAUUAUAGCACCUCAAUGAGUUACCGUCCAGAAUAUUCUUGAUAUUAACACAAUGAUUUUUGUCUGAUCUUAAACAUAUUUAUUCUUAUGCCAGGUACGUCUAUAACACCCCGACAUUUGAUCUUUGAAUCCUACCUUGACUCGGACUUCAGCAAACAUGAGGUUUGGGCAAAAUA
Messenger RNA from Owenia fusiformis, 1945 nucleotides. The record is from the annotation of a GenBank genome assembly. Lineage: Eukaryota; Metazoa; Annelida; Polychaeta; Sabellida; Oweniidae.